AUGAAAGUAGUAGAGUUUCGAAUUUGUAUGCCAUUAACAGUUGAAGAAUAUCAAAAAUGUCAACUUUAUUUAGUAGCAAAGGGUACACUAGAAGAUGCAGAACAAAGAAUUAAAGAGGCAGAAAAGUAUGGAAGUGAAAAUAGUGUAGGUGUUGUUAUAUUAAAGAAUGAAUCAUAUGUAGAAAAUAAUACAAAAGGACAAUAUACUUUAAAAAAAUUAAAUAUAUUACAUAAAAUGCCUAAAUGGUUAUUAAAUUUUGUUGAUAAAAAAUAUUGUACAAUAGAAGAACAAUGUUGGAAUGCAUAUCCAUAUAUUAAAACAAUUUUUCAAAGUAGUGGAUUUCCAAAAGCGAGAAUAGAAUUAGAGUCAUCACAUCAUUUAGGUUUUGAUACAGAAUAUAAUCCUUUAAAUUUAUCAGAUGAUUUAUUAAAUUUAAGAAAAAUUAUAUAUAUAGAUAUAGUUAAUGAUAAAGUAGGUUCUAAAGAAUAUAAUAGUAAUGAAGAACCUUCAUUAUUUUUAAGUCAAAAAACAGGAAGAGGUCAUUUUCAAUCUAAUUGGAAAGAAACAAGUAAACAUGUAAUGACAUGCUAUAAAUUAAUAACUUUAGAUAUUCCAUAUUUUGGUUUAUUUUGUUCAAAAAUAGAAAACUGGAUUAUAUCUGCGAUUCGAGAUAACUUAUUAAAAUAUCAUAAAAAAGCAUUUUGUUGGAUUGAUGAAUGGUUUGAUUUAAAAAUCGAGGAUAUCCGAAAGAUUGAAAAGGAUGUCCAAAUAAAGCUCAGAAAAUUUUGGCCAGAAACGGGACAAGAGAUUUCGACAGUCAGUCUUGUCGAUCCUAUUAGUAAUAGUGAGCCAAGCAAGGGAGCGGAAAAAAAUGAAAAUGACCAAAAUAGUAGUACGGGGGAAUCCUUAACAACUGAAGAAGAGUCGCAAUGUGAUAGUUCCACAAAUAUUAGCGACAAUGAAAAUAUAAAAAAUGAUAUUAAUAAAGUAAAUAGGCAUUUCAAUAAUAUAGAAUAUGUAUAUAAAAAUAGUAUAACCUGUUCAAAUACAAUCAGUUUAAAUUAUAAGAAUGAGGUGUCUGAAAAUCAGAGAAAUAAAAAUGAUGAAAUUCAAAGCCAAAUUGUGAAUAGUAGGAAUAUCGAAGUUUAUUAUGAUGAUCAGGCAUAUGAUUUGAGAGAGUAUGAAGUAAUACAAGGUGAAAGCGAAAUAGAAAAUGUUGAAUAUGAUGAGAAUGUAAAUGUAAGUAAGGAAAAAGAAAAGUUUUUUGAUGAGAUUGACAAAAGUGAAGGAGAUAAAAUAUUGGUAGAGAAGGAAAAAAAAGAAAUUAUUGAAUAUUUUUUUUUUAAAAAAAAUAAGAAUGAAUAUGGUGAAUAUUUAUAUAAAAUAGGUGAUGGUAUAUUUUAUUCAUGGACAUAUAGAUAUUUUAAUAUAAAAGAUAAUAAGUUAUAUUAUUAUAUUAAUGAUGAAAAAAAUGAAUUACGAGGAGAAAUAAAUUUACUAAAUGCCCAAAUUCAUUGGGUUGGUGAAUAUAAAGGUAGACAUAAUGUUUUUUUAAUUCAAUGUUUUUAUAAAAAUGCAUAUUAUUUAAGUGUGGAUGAUGAAAUGCAAGCAAAAAAAUGUAUGAUAGAUAUUCAAAUGGCUAGUUUAAUUAAUGAAACAAAUAAUUCAAAGAAUAGUGUAGAAAAGGAAAAUUCAUGUAACAAUAUAAAAGUGGAAAAUGUUGAGAAUGGACAACCCUUUAACAAUUUAAGUGACGAAAUAAAAGCUGAAAAUGAUAUAACCAAAGAUAGAACAUUAAAAAUUAAUGAGCCUAAUGAAUAUGACAACUUUGAAUGGGUAGAAGCAACCAAAAAGAAUAAAAUUGAAAGUAACUCAACAGGUUUACAAUCAUUUAAUAGUGUAAAUAAUAAGGGGUCAGAAGUAAAUGAUAGGUGGACAUACGAUAAUAAUAGCAGCUAUUGUGAUGAAUAUCUAUCCCCUUUAUUAGGAAAUAAAAGUAGAAAACCAUUUCAAUCUUUUAAUUUGAAAGAUAUAAUAAAUAUGCUUUUUGGAAAAGUUGAGGGUAUUGAAAUGUUUGAGAUAAAUAAGGAUAUACAAUAUAAAGGAGUGAAAGAAUUAUUAAAAGAAAUUAAAAUUAGUUUUAAUACAAAUGAUAGAUUAAAUUAUCAUUUAAAAAAUUUAUUUAUUUUUAAAAAAAAACAAGGGAAAAAAAUUGAGUAUUUUUUAUAUAUAAUUUUAAUUUUUUUGUUUUAUAUAUUUUUUCAUAAAAUUUUUAAUUUUUUGUUUUAUAUUUUUAUACCAAUUUUCUUUUUCUUUUGGGGAGCAUUUAUUUAUAACGAUCAAAUUUCUUAUUAUGGAUUUUAUAGUAAUAGUAGGAAUUAUAAUGUGUAUAAAUGCUACUUCAAUGCUUAUUCAAAUAUAAAUGUUGUAAUGUCUAUUUUAUUGAAUAAUAAUAAAAUUCACAAAGGGGAAUAUUAUCAAAAUGUUAUUAAUUCGAAGAAUAAAUAUACACAUUAUGUUUGUAGCUUCCUAUAUUUUGAUAUCCCUAUUUUUAAACAGAUAUACGAAUUUUAUAGACCUAGAAAAUUUUUUAUGACAAAAUGUUUUGGGGAAGAAAGUAGAGAAGUUGAUAAAAUGAAUAGUAGUCAUGUUGAAGAUGAAAAGUUUGGUACUUCAAAAAAUGAGAGUGAUAAAAAAAAACUGAGAUCCUAUAUCAUUGUGCAAUAUACAAACAAAACUUCGAAAGAAUAUUUCAGUUUAAUAAAUCUUGAAAAUAAAAAUAAAUUUGAUAAGGAGUUUAUUUUGGCUCACAAUUUAAACGAGUGCAACAUGAAUAAGGGUGAUGAAAAACAAAAAAAGGGAAACACCAAUUUUAAUCAUAUAAAAAAGUUGUCCAUACAAGAUAUAUCUACGACUGUAGACACAUUAAAUAAUGAAAAAUAUGAUGCCAAUUUUUCAACGAAAAAGAUGUCUAAUAUUGUAUUAAGAAUGAGUAGAACAAAAGUUGGAAAACUAAUACAAUGGUGUAUACUUGGGUUGUUAAAACAAUUUUUUAAAGUAAUUAAAAAUAGACUUUUUGAUGAAUAUGUAAAAGGGGAAGGAUUUGAUAUAUAUAUAGUUAGAGAAAAGGGAAAUGAAAUAUGUAAUAUUGAAUAUUUAACAUGUUAUAAUUAUAAAUCUACAAUUUUUAAUAACUAUUUAAAUAUUGAAAGAUGUAAAAAUCUGGUAAGAUUAUUCUCAUCCAGUGAUAACAAAAAAAGACAUGAAAAGUCUGAAAUUGAUUUUGAUAAAAUUAAAAAAAACAAUUUUUGUAUAGAUGAAAAUGAAGAGAAUAUAAAAUUACAUAUAAAUAAAAAAAAAGAUGAAAAAGAAAUAUGUAGAGAUAUAUUUUUUAAUAUAAAUAAUGAGGAUAUAUCAAAAAAUAUAAUAAAAUAUAUAUAUAAUUUAACUAGAUUAAAAUAUAUGAGCACAAAUAAAUAUAUAAGAUUAAUACAAAAUAUAGAUGAUAUAUUUUUUAUUAUUAAUUUAUCAAAAGUAUUUCUUUAUAUAAUUGAUAAGAUAGAGUUAUAUGAAAUAAAAAAUCAAAAAAUAAUAAAAAAGCUAACAGAUGGACAUUCUGAUUUUAAUUUUUAUUCUGAUAAUUUAUUUAUUAAUAAUGUUAUUUAUAUAUUGAGUGGUUUAAAAUUGUUAUAUAAUACAUUUGAAAAAUCAUGGAUUUUUCCAAAAAAAAAUGAAAAAUUUCAAGGGAAAUAUAAUAAUUCAUAUAUUUAUAUAACAAUGAUAAAUGAAAUGCCUAUUACAUUUUCAAUAGUAACUGAAAAUUAUAAAACAAAAACAAAAUUACAUUCAGAAAUACAUAUCACAUCAGAUUCAUCAAUGGGUGUAGUAGAUAUAUUUAUAAAUAAUGAUAUAAUAAUUAAGAGUAACAAUAAUUAUGAAUUCAAAUUUGUAUUUCCAAAUAUAUCCUUAACAAAUUUGAUAAAAGGAAAUCUGAGCUACACAUUUUGUAACAACUUAGUUGCUACUGAUACAUUGGGAAAUUGGGCUAGUGUCAAGUUCAUUGAUAAGUAUGCAAAGCCAGGACAGUUUUGUGGAAUUGUUAAGCGGAAUGAAACAAUUACCAACACAUUGAGUGGAAAUAUUUUUGAUAAAAUUAUUGUUGAUGAUGAUAAAGGAUAUAGCAAUACGGAUGAUAUUCAAAUGGAAAUCGAAUAUAAUGAUGACUCAAAUUCAGUUUGA
This is a messenger RNA of Plasmodium vinckei vinckei, 4239 nucleotides long. Its product is annotated as phosphatidylinositol transfer protein, putative. The transcript is spliced from 4 exons. Bases 1 to 4239 code for a protein of 1412 amino acids. Gene Ontology annotation, biological process: phospholipid transport. NCBI's taxonomy places the organism in Eukaryota, Apicomplexa, Aconoidasida, Haemosporida, Plasmodiidae. The record is from RefSeq and is a predicted model, not a curated record.